GUAUGUGUCUGAGUCAACAGACGAAGAGGCUCCUGCACUCAGCCUAAUCUACGGCAGUCAGUGCUGUUCCAUGAGACGAACAUGUUCAAGUACGGUAUAUUAACUAUUUUGUGUAUGCUGUUAUCAACUUUACACGAUCAAGCGUAUGCUACCGGAAACUAUGUAAUUUUGGCGCCACAAUAUCUGAGAGCAAAACACCCCUACCAGGUGUCUAUUUCCACAUUUGACUUCAAUGGAUUCUCCAAACUACAUAUGACCAUCGAAGGUAAUUCGGAGAAUGAUGAGCCCAUCAACAUUAAUGAAAAUGCGUACCUCAAGAGCAGUCAAACGCAAAUAUUCGAAUUUGAUACAACCAUUUUACCACAAGGAUCCUACUCACUCAGCUUACUCUCUGGAUCGGGAGCUGAAGUCAAUCGCACAAUUUUCCUUACAAAUCUUGAUAAAUCUUAUUCCGUUUUGAUUCAAACGGAUAAGCCCAUCUAUAAGCCUGGUAAUACGGUCAAGUUUCGAGUGCUGGUCCUAGAUCAGGCAACCAAACCUAUCGAAAAGCCUAAAGCUAUCCGCGUGACUCUGUCGGAUCCCGAUGGAAAUGAAAUCAAAGAAUGGCCGUAUGCAAUGCUUCGAAACGGAAUUUUCCAAUCGCAACUAGAAAUUUCGAACGAACCAAAUCUGGGAAACUGGUCCAUUACUGCUAACAUUUAUGGCAAGGAUCACUCCAUUCCGUUUCAAGUAAAUGAAUACAAAGUGCCAAAAUACGAAAUAAGGAUAAGUACUCCGAAAACAGCAACCAUUGAUGACAAAGAGUUGAUUGUAGAUGUUGAAGCAUGGUAUACCUUUGGCCGUACCGUAAAAGGGAAUCUAACGGUAACGGUCAACGGACUUAUCAAAACUGCUAAAAUUAACGGAUAUGUAAGAUUAUCCUUCAGUAUGGCUGACUUAGUGAAGCAACGAUCGGAUGAGAGUGGAAAUAUUCCUGUAGAGGUCAAUGCUGUGAUUCGUGAUCAAUAUACAAGAGAAAAUAUCAAAGCGACAAGUUUAUUCCACAUCUUUGAUAAACCUUACAAAUUUUUGCUCAAAAAGUCUUCGAAGUACUUUAUUGCGGGACAUCCGUACCGCUGCGCAGUACAGAUCAAAGAUCCAAAUGGUAACAAUCUACAUACAGUUCAUCAAGCCAUCAUAAAUGUAGUCUUUACGGGAGAAAACAGUUACCAGAAAUCAUUUGAAAUGCGCAUCACUCCUGAAUCCGAUGGUACCAUGCCAUUAACGUUAUCAGUUCCAGAACAAGCUGUGAGCAUCGAACUGGAUGUUACCUACGGAAAUGCGGACGAUCAAUUCACGCUGCAUAGCAAAAAACUGAGUAAUCUCGCGCAAAUCCAAGCAUCGAUAGUCACUGAACAUGUUACUCCAAACCAACCAAUCGUAGUUCAAGUGCAGUCAUCCGUUCCUUUAUCGCAUUUGACGUAUCAUGUGAUAGCAAAAGGGAAAAUCCUAGCUAUAAAUCAGCUACGCUUCGAUGAAAGUGAUACAAUUCAGUUCGAAAUUUCUGCCACUCCGGAAAUGGUUCCCAAUGCAAAGAUAUUCGUUUUCAGUUUUCACAAUGGUCAGUUAUUGAAGGACACAGUACCAGUGCAGAUGAAUAGUUUGAACAACUGGGUAAAGGUAACACUUUCCAAGGAUAGAGUUAAACCCGGCGAAAGAGUACAAGUGACUGUAGAAUCCAUACCAAACUCGACAGUUGGACUGCUGGCAGUCGACAGGGGAACUUGGCUAAUGAGUGAUGACAAUCAGCUUACGAAGCAGAAAGUGCUAAAUGAGAUCAAAGGCUUUUCGGAGGAAAUUGAAGCAGCUGACGAUGAUAUUAUGGACAUGGAGUUGAUUACUAAUGCAAUAAAUCCAACAGCUAUUAGUGCACGUUUCGGUAAUUACAUGCCAGACGAGGAGGAUGCCUAUAUUCCUCCUCGUAAAGAAUUCCCCGAAUCUUGGCUAUGGUUGGAUCAGCAGGAAGUAGGGUCCAAUGGAAAACUCCACCUCACGGAUACAGUACCUGAUUCCAUCACCAGUUGGGAAAUUACAGCGUUUUCCCUUAAUCCGCAGCAUGGACUGGGCGUUCUCGACGAACCGGUUUCACUUACCGUUUCCAAGCCGUUCUUCAUCAUGCUCAACGUUCCGAACUCGAUCAAAAAGAGUGAAACGGCAAUCGUUAAAGUGACUGUGUUCAACGAACUGGACGAAACUUCCUACGUUGGAGUUACACUCAAAAAUAGCCGACAGGAAUUCGAGUUUGUGGACAAUCGUGGACGUAAAGAUGUCAGCUACCAGAUCCAAAACGUUGUCCUAUCGCCAAAUUCUGCUUCCACCGUACUGUUCAAAAUCAAAUCGAAGAAGAUGGGAAACAUCGUCCUCAAAGUGAUUGCAGAAUCCACAGAGGCAUCCGAUUCUUUAGAGCAGUUGCUGCGGGUAACGCCAGAGAGCUUCCUAUAUACUAAAACGCAAAGCCGCUAUAUCCAACUAGACGAACGUAGACAAACGUACAACAUUGACCUGGCCAUUCCGAAACAUUUCGAUGAAAAUACGGUAGAAGUCCACUUCUCGAUACAAGGUAAUCUGCUGGGGGAUGCUGCCGAUGGAUUAGAAGAGAUGAUACGAUUACCUUCCGGCAGUGGAGAGCUUAAUAUACUUAAAAUGGUUCCAAACGUUUUGGUACUGGAUUACAUGUUUGGUGUGGGGAAAAUAAAUGUGUUUUUGAAAAAUCAAGCAACCAGAUUUUUAAACAUGGGAUAUCAGAACCAACUUAAGUUUAGACAUGAAGAUGGAUCAUUCAGCACAUUUGGGAAGGAGGACAACAUAGGUAGUGUGUUUUCCACUGCAUUAGUAGCCAAAACUUUCCAGCAAGCGUCCCAAUUUAUUACCGUGGAUAAGAGAGUUAUCGAAAAAGCGUACGACUGGCUCCAACAGCAGCAAUCAUUCGAUGGAAGUUUCAGUGAGCGUGGAGAAGUACCCGAAUUUGGAUUACAACGAAAGUACAAGGAGAAGGUGAUUUUAACAGCUUAUAUCUUGAUAGCGUUUCUAGAGAAUGAUCACAUUGCCAAGAAAUAUAAAUCCGUUAUUGACAAAGGAACGAAAUAUCUUGCUUCCAAAAUACAAGAUAUGAAUUCUAAACACGCGCUGUCAUUAACGACGUAUGCACUACAACUGGCCCAAUACGAGCAAGGAAGAGCAUUUACAAAACUUAUAGAAGUUUCUAAUAGUAAUAAUGAAUUUCGCUGGUGGGAUGAUGAUGCAGCUGCUACCGAAGCUACUGCUUACGGAUUAUUGUGCUACAUUAAAAGUGGAAUUUAUGUUGACUCCUUACCCAUCUUGAAAUGGCUUAUCAGCAAACGACAUUUGUUUGGACCCGACAAUAUCGAAACCACGUUCGUUGAGCUUCAAGCCAUUGCAGAACACAGCAAGAAAGUGUCUCCAAAUCGGAAUAACUACAACGUUUCAGUACUUAUGGGGUCGAAAAAGUUAGCCACACUUACAAUAGAUCCGGCAUCAUCUCUAUCGGUGCAAAACAUAUCUCUCCCAUCCGAUGUUAAAAAAGUCGAUGUGAUGGUUGAAGGCACUGGAAUCGGCAUCUUCAGUUUUCAUUAUCAUUAUAAAACGAACAUUUUAAAUCUUAGACCUCGUUUUGACGUAGAGGUUCAAACACUCAGCACAUCUACGAGUCACUAUCUGGACCUGAAAAUUUGCGCCAAAUUCAAACCCAGCGAAGCAUAUGAGAAAUCAAAACUAGCCCUCAUGGAAAUAACUUUCCCUAGCGGAUACAUCGCACUUGAUGAGUCGGUAGAGGAUCUUGAAAAAAUGAGAAUAAUUAAGAAAGUCACCACAAAGUACGACGAUGCAUCCCUGUGGUUGUACUUCGAAUCACUUCCGGAAGAAUUUCUAUGUUUACCCGUGACCGGCUUCAGAGAAAGCGAGGUUCUUCAACAAAUUCCAGGCAGCGUGAGAGUUUAUGACUUCUUCGACAAUUCCCGAGUGGCCAUCAAGCAUUUCGAUGGCAAGCAAUUGGACGUGUGUGAUAUUUGCGACAAUGGAUGUCCACCUGAAUGCGGGAAAUGAGUUAAGACAAAUUAAAGUUGUUUAAAUUUAAUAUAGGAGUUGAACAUUCAUUACUUGAAAAAUGAAAAACUUUCGUCUGAGGAAAUAAACACAAUUAUCACGCUGCUGCUUCUUUUCGCGAAAAAA
Molecule: messenger RNA, 4227 nt
Organism: Armigeres subalbatus
Lineage: Eukaryota; Metazoa; Arthropoda; Insecta; Diptera; Culicidae
Product: thioester-containing protein 1 allele R1-like
Exons: 10
Coding region: 82-4101 (1339 amino acids)
Cellular component (GO): extracellular region
Molecular function (GO): endopeptidase inhibitor activity
Source: RefSeq, a predicted model, not a curated record